UGAAGCUGAGCGGGCGAGCUCCGGAGCUGCCGUGGGUCCCCAUGAGUUCACCGAGCCAGCCUGCCGAGGACAAGCUGGAGGCAGUGAUCCAGAAAUUGGAAGAGACCAUCCUGAAUCCAGAGGUGCCUGAAGAGGAUAAAGGUCUGACGAUCUGUGGCGAGGGGCAGGACUCUGCUCCAACUCCCGUCUCUGCUCGAAUCCGAGAGAUAGUUACCAAGAAUCUAACUGAGGAAAGCAUGGAAGUUGGCAGGAGUUCAAUGGCCAGUCUUCAGAGAGAGAAUUGUAUGCUGCAGGAGGAACUGUCUCGUAUGGAAGACUUAUUAGCGCAGAGCCAUGCUGAGCGCGAUGAGCUGGCCAUCAAGUUUCGUGCGGUCAACGAGCGGUUGGAGAAAUCCCUCAAGUUGGAAGUGUCUGAGAGGGAGCAAGAGGUGGCUGAGUCAAAGGCUGUAUCAGAUCUUCGUCGCCAGUUUGAGGAUGAAGAGAGAGUAUACAGGAGAAAGCUCCAGGCCUAUCAGGAUGGACAGCAGCGUCAAGCUCAACUUGUACAGAAGCUUCAGGCCAAGGUUCUGCAGUAUAAGAAGCGGUGUGGUGAGUUGGAACAGGAGAUCCUUGAGAAAACCUCUGAGUCGGAACAGCAGAAAGUGUCAUUACAGAGCCGCUUGGACACAACAGAAUCCCACUUGAGGAGAACGGAAUAUGAGCAUGACACUGAGCUGGAGACUACCCUCAUUCGUCUGGAGGAAGAGCAGCAAAGAAGCAGCAGCUUAACCCAGGUCAAUUCCAUGUUGCGGGAACAACUGGAACAGGCCAAUGUGGCUAAUCAAAGACUCAGCGAGGAUAUCCGCAAAAUCACAGUGGAUUUCGGCAAGGCUAGGAAUGAACUGGAGCACAGAGAAAUGAGGCAGCGGUGGGAGCAGGAGAUCCAUGGCCCCUGUCUAAGUGGUGCUCAUGACAAGCUGCUGGCAUUGUGGAGGCAGAUUGCUGGGGUACGCAGUGACCUUACAGAUCUGAAGAAUGGGACACAGCAAAAUCUCAUGGAGGUAAAGACUGAUGUUUCCCGGACAACACGACGCCUGCAGACUGCUUGCCUGAACCUGGACUCCAACUUGCGCCUGUCUCAGGGGAGCACAACGUCUACACUGGAGAAGUACACAAUGCAAAGUGGUCGACUCGAGCAGCAGCUCCGUGACAAGGUCAAAGAGAUGAUUCAAUUGCAGAGCAAGUGUGAUGUGGACAAAGCAGAGCUUCAUGCAAGGAUUAGUGAUUUAUCAGUUGCCUUGGAGAGACUCAAGAUGCAGAACGCUGAGAAGGAGCGAACUAUUACCUCGCUCAACCGUAACCUGGAGAAGUUGGAAUCGGGUAGAACUGAAGUUACAAGUGAAACCCAGGAGAACGAAGCCCUGAGGAACGAGAUAGAAUCCUUACACCAAACCUUACACAACAUCGCCCAGGUUGCCAUUCUAGAUGCAGAGACAUCGAGCCCUCUGUCCAGAGAAGGAGCAACUGAAGGGACUGAGGCUGACUCUGGCAGACUGGGAUCACCCUUCAUGCCGGGCUCCCCCGUGCUCCUCACGUCUUCUCCCCGGAGGCGCAGGUCCCCCCCCCGUUCCCGGUCCCCGCUGCGUAGCAUGUCCCCGCCCGGUGGAGAUCGCACCUUGUCCGCUGUCCAGUCGGCACUGCAACGACGCCACCUGCAGGUGCAGGAGCUUCGUGGAAGAAUGGAAGCUAUUCAGGAUGUAAGCAGCUCCCUGAAGAAACAACUGGGAGACAGCGAGAGUGAACGGAGGCAGUUGGAGCAGAAACUAGUGAAGCUGAAGGGUGAGGCUGAAGGGUCGAACCGAGCCAAAGAAGAUGCCAAGAGGGACACAGGACGAUACCGAUCCUCCCUGGAAAUCCUUGGAAGUGAAAAGGCAAACUUGGAGAAAGUGGUUCAUUCUUUGAGCCAACAGAUCGAUAACUUGCAGCUGGACAUGGAGCGCCUGAAAGCUGUGAAUGAUGAUCUGCAGCGACAACGUGAUCACGUCGAGGACAAGAGGGAAGAGAUGCAGAAAGACAAUGAACAAGCCAAGAAAGAGCUUCUGAGAAGGCAGAAGUCAUUGGAGCUUAUGGAGGUGAAGAACUCGACUCUGAGGAAAGAGUUGGUGACGAUUAAGGAAACUCUGAACAAAGCUACGCUGGAGAAGGAGGUGUUACAGAAUGAGAAGGGAGGAUUGGUUGAGGCUCUCGCCAAGGCUGAGCUGACGAGCGCAGACUUUGAGUUGUCGUUAAAUAAGCUGAAGACGGAGAAAGACGCCCUGCGCGACUCCCUUGCCAAGAUGAGUGCACUCAGUGAAGGAUUGGCUCAGGAUAAGGUUGAAUUGAAUCGUAUCCUCCUCCGGAUGGAAGCUGAUAGAUCAGUUCUACAAGGACAGAAGAAAGAGAUUGAGAAAGCAAAAGCUAAUAUCCACGAUGUGUUGGUCCGUGUGGAACAGGAGAAAAUGAACCUGGACACCGAGAAACAUGGAUUAGACCAAUCCCUGCAGAUUGUGGAAGCAACCCGUGAACAGCUAGAACACGAUAUAUUGAUUCUCCAAAGAGAGAGGGAUCUGCUUCAAGAUCAAAUUGGACAGGUGAAUCGGCAGAAGCAGUCCCUGAGUGAGCAGCUAGCUCAGGUGCAGCGGGAUGGAGAACUCCAGAGUGCUGGACUCCUUCGGGCCAGCAAGGAGAAAGAAGAAAUAAUGAAGGAAAAGGCCGGCCUGGUGGUGCAGCUGACAGCUGCUGAGAGGGAGAGCAGAGCACUGUCUGAAGAGAUAGCUGUCCUUAGGGCAGACAAGGAAGCACUAGAGACCAACCUGUUUGUAGCUCAGCAGCUUGUUGUACAGCUUGAGUCCCACAAGGAGCAGCUCGAGGGAGAAAAUCAAACCAUUCUGCUUGCGAAGGAGUCUCUUAUAGCUGAGCUUGAUCUUGUCCGUAAAGACAUGGACUUGCAGCUAAUCAACGUUGAGCGAGACAAGGACUUCCUACAGCAAAAACUGGGCCAAGUGGAGCAGCAGAUCCAGAUCUCACUGAAAAAUGAGCAGCUGCUUCAUGAAGAGGAUGUUGAACGACUUCAGAAAGAGAAGGAUCGGCUGCGCCUUGAGCUGACAGCAGAGAAGGAUGAAGUCAUUCAGCACCUUCAACAGGAACGUGAAGACCAAGUCAAUCGCCUUGAGGAGGAAAAAGAGGAGCUGAAUGAAGACAUUCUUGCUUUACAUAAAGAGAGGGAUGAGAGUCUGAUUCAAGCAGAGAGCAAGAAACAGCAGGAAUUGUAUUUUAAAGAGUCAGAGAAAAAUAUCCUGUCAGAAAAACUCAGCCACACUCAACAUGAGCUCAGUAAUUCAAACAUGGAGAUCGAUCGAUUGAAACGUGAGCUGCACAACCAACAGGAGCAGGACAAGAAUACUAUUAACAACAUUAAUGGUGACCUUAAGGACCUCCAAGGCCAGUUUGAAGAAGCGGUGGCCACGCAUGAACGAGAGGUCAAACGUCUCAACGAGCAGCUUAAAGACUUGACCCGCCAGAGAGAAGGGUCUCUCAGAGAGGUGGAGGAGUUGAAGACGCAGCUCCGCAUGGUGGAGGAUGCUAGAGAUGGAACUCGCCGAGACCUCAUCGAAGCUCACAGGAAGGUCCGCGAGAACGAGGAAGGUCAGGAGGUGCAGCGCAAAGAGAACCUGGAGCUCAAACGUGUUCUCAACGAUGAAGUCCGAGAGAAGGAGGCCAUCCAGAAGUCCAAUGAGGAGCUCAGGAAUAACAUCAAAAAGAUUGAGAGUGAGAGAAUCAGUUUAAAGAGAACAAACGAGGAGAAGGAGCAGAAGAUCAACAUCUUGGAAGAAGCCAAAACCGCGUUUCAGAACGAGACAGGAGAACUUCGCACAAAUCUCAGGGAAGUGGAAAAAUCCCGGCUGGAUGCACGACGGGAAUUGCAGGAACUUCGGCGACAGGUAAAGAUGUUGGAUAACGAGAAUGCGAAGAAGAGCAAGGAAGUGGCAGAGCUGCAAUCCCGCAUCGAAUUAGAUGAACAGCGGGACGAGGAGAGCAGGCGGAAAUCUCAUUGCCUGAAGAAAAAAAUGACAGAAGCAGAAGUAGGCCGUGAAACAGCUCGCAAAGAGAUUGCUGUCCUUCAAAAGAAGAUAAUAGACAUGGAAAAUAUGUUUCAUGGACACGAGAAAGAACUUCUUGAACAGUUGGAGAAUUUCCAUUUGAAUGAGAAGAAGUUCCUAGACAACAACCGAAACCUGGAAAAGAAGCUGCAACAAGCGCAGGAGGAAGCAGACGAGCUGACAUUGAAGAUUCGUGCCUUGGAAGGGCACGUCACUGGUCUUGAAACUGAACUGGCCAAGGUAGAGUCAGCCAAGAGGGAUAUAGAGUACAGAUUGGAUAGCUUGUACUCUACACUGCGGAGAACCUUAGGAAUUGGACGUUCUGGACGUAGCCCAUCUCCGCGGAGACCUCACUCUCCCAUCAAAGGACUUGACAACACAUUUUCCACCACCACCACCGACGGAAGGGGCAAUCCCGUCCCACAAACCCGAUCUCCCAGUCGCAGCCGUUCUGUCUCACCUUACCGCGCCGUGUCACCCUCCCGAGGCGAGGAGUACAUGGCAAACAUCGAUCCUGAAGUGAUUAAAAGUGGCUUGCAAGAUUUCCUGCAGGAAUUCCGAGAAACACAAAGGCACAGGGAUGAGGCUCAUAUUCAACUGGCGAACCUGGCCAGGCAGCUGACACAGGCGGAAACAGAACGAGAUCGGAUGAACGCACGUGCUCAGCUGCUCCAGAAAUCCUUGACUGAGGCAGAGGAAGGAAAGCGUGGAUUAGACGGACGGUUGAACAGUGCUCAGACUGCACUCACGCUGCAUGAAGAGACUAUCAAAUGUGUCGAGCGAGAGAGGAAGGCCCUGGUUGAACAAGUGGCCACAUGGGAACAGAGUCUGCAGUCAUCCGAAGGGGAGAAGCGAGCUUAUCAGGAGAAGGUUAACAAGAUGAAAGCGAAUGAGACCAAGCUGGAGGUGGAAAAACGCAAGUUGAAAGAUGCACUGGAAGCAUCUGACAACCGUUCCACCAAGCUGGAGCUGCUGCGCCGCUCCCUUGAGGGGCAGCUGCAGCGGGUGCAGCUGUCCCUGAGCGACCGUGAGACUGAGACGCAGGUCCUCCAAGACCGCAUCGAGAUGCUUCAGCGGCAGGUGGCUGACAGCGAGACGAAGGCGGCCUCUCUCCAGCUCACUGUGGAUCGACUGUCAAUGACACUGGCCAAGACGGAAGAAAGUGAGAGCAGUCUGAAGGACAAGGUGCAGAGCUUAUCGUUGACUCUCUCGGACACGAGUGCUGGCAGUACAUUACUGCAGGACCGGAUUUCCCAGCUUCAGAAGGCCCUAAUCUCCACUGAACAAGACCGAAGAGUACUUCAGGAACGGCUAGACACCAUCCGUCAGGGACUUGCAGACACUAAGAAGAAGAACCAUGCCCUGGUAGAACGUGUGCAGUCCAUGCAGGGCUCACAAGGGGAUCUGGAGCUGAGGCGCUUGGACCUUGAUAGUCAGAAUCGUCAACUGCAGGAGAUAUUGCAGAAGCGACAGGAGAGUGAGCAGGAGGUCCUGAAGGUCAUCGGGAAGCUUCAGAAAGAGAAGCACAUCUACCAGGAGCGAGUGGCCAACCUACAGAGGGCUGUGGCGCAGCUAGAGAAUGAGAAGCGAGAGCUGCAACGUUCAAAAGUGUGCCUCGAGAAGGACCAAUCUGCCCUGAGGAGAAUACUGGAUAAGAUUGAGCGGGGCAGGUUGAAGUCUGAAGAAGAUGCCUUGCGGCUGUCCGCUGAGAAAGGGCAGUUGGAUCAGUCGCUCAAUGGCGCAGAAAUGGAUCUCGCAGAAACACAAAGGCAGAUUCAGCAACUGCAGGAGCUGACAGCUGAAAUGGAGCGGAGCCACAGUCAGAGACUGAUUGAGCUGACUACCCGCCACCAUCAGGAGCUAGAGAAGGAAACUGGGCGCCUGCGGACUGCUAACCAACAGGCUGAGAGGGUACUGGAGGCCAAGGAACGAGCUCACAGACAGCGUGUCAAAGAACUCGAAGAACAGGUGUUUAUCCUACAGGAGCAGUUGGAACGGGAGAUGAGGAAAAGACAAGCCUAUAUUUCACAAAUGUUCAGGUCAGGAAAGUAACUGGGCAGCAAAUCGAGCCCACAUAUGUCCUAAGGGGAGCCAAAGGAUAACAUUGAAUACUCCAGGCAAAGUGUUUAAAUGGAUGAAUGAGUAGCUACCAUUUUAUGACAAUCUUCUUGAAAAUAAUGGCUCCGUAAACCUUUAUAUUUGAACUACAGAUCUAAAGAGAUAAUCCUCAGCACCCGCACAUCUAGGAGGGUUCCUUACACUGGGAUGCUGGCAUAGGUCAAAAGGUCUUGCUGACACCCUCCAUUUGAUUGGACUGUGGCCUACAGCUACCAAAUGGGUUUUCCGACCCCACAGCUCCAGCAGACAUUCCUGCUCCUUCUCACAUCUAACUUCAAUACUGUGAAUAGACUGAUCUUUUGAAUCGUUCACACUGGGACAUCUAUCUGAAACCUUCUCAGUAACCACUGACCUCAGCCUCUGUCGAGACAGAGACUGUUGACAUUAUUGACGUGGCAUUUUCCAGAUGACAGCUGUAUUCAUUUGCCCUGUUUGCUCACUUAACUAUCCAUAGCUGUACUCCUGAGAUUCAAAGAACAACAUUCCCAUGGAAGUACAUAAAACACAUUCAUGAACAUUGCACAUGCCCUCUGUUUGGUACCUUACACUUUUGGUUUCAUGGUUGAGAGCUAUGAUCCAGAGCAGGAUGGUAUCUGAACUGACACAGGAUUAAUCCAAGAGUUAUGUGUUCCAUUGCAACCAUGGUGAGAAAUAGGCUUUCUGCACCCUUAGCUGAUGGCCUAGAAUCUCAUAGGUCAGAGAGGAAUGGCUACCCAACCCUAAAUAAUGAACGCUAUAUUGAAACCAAUUCAGCAGCCAAAUAUUGCAAAUGUUUCUGCUCCUUUUUUUGUGGGAUAGCCUGACAAAGAAGGAGAUCCCCAAUAGGCUGUAAUGCUAAAAAUGAGCACACAAGAGGAUCUCAAGUUUGAUCCUCGGUGUGUGAUAAUGUUGCUCCUUUAAACUGAGGUGGAAGUGGCAGUGUAAUUAAACUUUAGGUCAUAGAAGAAGCUUCAUCUGAUUCCUGCAGCCGGUCACUAAUUUCAGGAUAACUGGAUCAGGUUCAGGUGCUGGCAAUUCUCCCCACCCUUUCACUGGUCUUUCCUUCCUCAAAUCACCCAGAGACAGCCUGUGUUCAUGCUCGAGAGAUGCCAAAAUAUACCAAGCCUUGCCACAGGGUUGUAUUUAACAGCCACUACUAUCAAACUCUGUUUUACAGCAUUUUUAUUUCCUCAUGAAACAUGCAAACUUUUAAAGUCCAAAUUUGGCGUUGUCUAAACAUCAUGUCUGAAUUUAUUUCUUACUAUUUCUUUGCCCUUAAUAAAAUCAUUCCAAGUGCCCAGGUAUCAUCGAUGACUGAUUAUGUCAGAUCUCCAUCAAGGCCCCAUUCAGAUGCUCACUUGGACAGGAGUCAUUCUUUGAUGACGAGUCCAGGUUGGCCAAAAUGACUACCUAUGCUGUCACCUUCCCAAAAGGAUUUAACUUUCUGCUUAACAAAAUGGAAAGGCUGACUAAAAAUAUAUACAUCUAUCAAUUCAACAGAUAGACUAACAGAUAAUCAUGCACAUCUCAUCACACACCCCUCCCACAUAUUGCGGACAAUAUUUUAAUAUCAACUCCCCAUUGAGGGAAUUUUUUUUUAAUCAUAAUUUUUAAAUUAAUUUCCAUGUCUUUAUCUCUACUAUUUCUACUGGGUGUGGUAUAUCUAAUAUUCUGAGUUUUUUCUUAUCAUGUCAGAAUUUGUGUUUGAUGGCUUGAUUUAGUAUUGUGUUUAACUUCAAUUAAAUAUGGCAUAAAAUGUGAGCCCAACCAUAGUUGUAGUCAAACCAAAUUUAAUAAGAGUUCAUGUAAAAUCUUUGUAUAGUUUUGU
This is a messenger RNA of Amblyraja radiata (thorny skate), 8043 nucleotides long. RefSeq names its product ciliary rootlet coiled-coil, rootletin family member 2 (gene crocc2). Gene Ontology annotation, cellular component: centrosome; centriole. The transcript is spliced from 36 exons. The record is from RefSeq and is a predicted model, not a curated record. The coding region runs from base 42 to 6170 and encodes 2042 amino acids. NCBI's taxonomy places the organism in Eukaryota, Metazoa, Chordata, Chondrichthyes, Rajiformes, Rajidae.